Messenger RNA from Paramuricea clavata, 1296 nucleotides. Lineage: Eukaryota; Metazoa; Cnidaria; Anthozoa; Malacalcyonacea; Plexauridae. The record is from the annotation of a GenBank genome assembly.
AUGAAUUAUAAGAAAACAAUGAAUAAAGGACAAAAGCAAAAAAUACUGCAGAAUAAAAGAAUAAAAUAUAAUGAAUUGGAUCAAUCAAAGAAAGAGGAACUGCUUACCAAAAAUAUAAAUUAUAGAACAAAAAGGAGUAAAGAACAAAAGCGAAAAACACUGGAGAAUAAAAGAGCUAAAUAUGAAGCAAUGGAUCAAUCAAAGAAAGAAGAACUGAAAGAAAAACGGAUGGAAAAGAAAUCUCAAACUCAUGACAUUGACAUGUACAUUGAAAAAUUUAAAAAACAAAUUAAAGCUGGCCCAUUUUACAUAUGCUGUGUCUGUAACCGAACAUUAUAUAAAAAGUCAGUAGUAAUUCUGCAGAAAAAUAAAUAUCCUCGCCAGGAUUGUUUUAUGCAAUUCAAUUUCAAUUCAAUUUUAUUUCACACGUUUACAAAAGAUAUAGUUAGACAUUAAUUACAUCACAAAAAAAUCAUAAUGGAAGGGGAAAAAAGGGAGUUAAUUAUGGUAUUAUAUCGUGUACAGUGGCCAAAGUAGCUGAGAAGCUUUCGAGUUGGCCACCGUUUACAAAAUUGUUGUUUUGUGACUGUUUACAUAAUUGAGAAAAAAGAACAUGACGUGUUUGGUGUGGCUGGAUCAGUGUCUGGAUUCUACGUUUGGCUUAGGAUAAGUUUUCUUGUAUAUUUAGAUUUAAAUAUUCUAACUGAAGUCGACUGCUUAAUAUGUAGGUCUAUCGUUUCCCAAAUAUUGGAUGACGAAAAAGGAAAAGUGUGUUUGCCGUAAUUUGUGCGCGCUUUUGGUCUGCUAAAGUUUUGAUUUGCCGCGAAUCUUGUAUUAUACGAGUGACAGGUAGAUGCGAUGGAUAUGGAGUUUGCAAAAACUGACGGUACUAAGUUGUUAAGGAUUUUAUAUGUAAAAAUUGCAAUUUUCAAUUUAAAAACAUUGUCAACGUUGAGUAUUCCCAAUAGUCCCAACGUUGAAUAUUCCCAAUGUUCUUUUGAUAGCAAAGAGUACGUCUGCAAAACUUGCCAUGCUAAAUUACUUAAAGGUCAACAGCCUUGUCAAGCUGUGGUAAACAAUUUAUUUGUUGAUGAAACCCCCACUGAACUUGCUGCAUUGGAGAAACUUGAACAAAUUUUUAUUGCACAAAGAAUAGUCUUUGAAAAAAUUGUAGUAAUGCCAAAAGGACAACAAAGAAAAAUUAAAGGUGCAAUAUGUAAUGUACCAGUUGAAUGUAGUCAAACGUGCAAUGUUCUUCCCAGACCACCUGACAAAAGGCAACAACAUAACAACUGA